AUAUUUUCCCACGGCAACCAGAGGCAUCGUUUUACUGUCCCGAACACAGGACCCAACAGGCUGUUUGUAUGGGCAGAAUGGACACUGUAUAGGCGACCUUACCAGCGCAACAAACGUGCCAUUGUCAAGUAUCAAUAUCACACCGUUUAUUAUUAGGUUGACCUGGAACAACGCUUGAUUCCUGCGUAAGUUAGGGGUAAGUAGAUGGUCAGUCUGUUAGCGUUGGCUAGCUAACUAUUAACAGAAAGCUAACGGCAACUGGGGACAAGCUGCACUGCUAGCUGGGAACGCUAGUGUUAGCAUUCAUGGUACACAGGGACAACUCUAGAUGCCUUUGGAGGAAAAUUCGUCCAGUGUUAUUUGUUUUACAGUCAUUGAGGGCGUUUUAUCAAUGACAGUUCACACUUUAAAUCGACGUGGCGUCUAUUGACGUUUGUAGUACUAUAGCUCAUUCUUGACCUGGAUUUGGUCUUUGGGUUCAGGUUUCCUUUUGGUUAACAGUUGGAUCUGAAAAACAAAACAAAACAAUAGACAGUCAUGAUAUCGCUUAUCUACUUGAGGUUUCCAGUGUUGACACUUUUAUCGUCAGAUUGUGUUAUCUUUGUAUAGCUUGUUUAUUUUGUUGGACCACGGAUGACUUCCUUAAACCUCCCUUUGCUGUAGCAGGACUCGCGCUGUGUCGUCAUCAAUUACUGCAUUGAUCUCUUGCUUGGUAGCCUAUAUGAUAGCCUAUGUUUUCUCAUAUGUAUGUUUUUGACUGUGUGAAAUCUACCUUAAGUAAAUAAAGACGUAGGUUACAUUUAUUUGCUCGACGAAAGAUACUCAAACAGGGCAGGGAAGUAGCAACUAUUGGUUGUAUGGUAGGGGAGAGUGGGGUAAGUUGAGCCACCCCCUGUUGCUUGGAAAUAGUUAAAGAAAUUGAUCAUGUGACCAAAUAUUUAGGAGAUGGGCAUCAAUUCAUGAGGUCUGUGAAGGUUAGAAGCACAUGGGUGAAGGGGUUAGGAAAGCAACAAAAAGAAGAAACCAUGGUUCACAUACAGAAAGGGCUAGAUUUCUUUUGCUCAUGUAUUAACAGAAAGAGUACAAGUUUGCUGACCCUAACUAACCUGUGUAUCCAGUUUGGUGAUAGCUAUGGGAGGACUGGGAAAUGGUCGUCGUGGAGGAAGAUCACCUCCUCUGAUGAUUGGCGCUCUGAUUGCCUGCAUCCUGGUUCUGGGCUUUAACUACUGGGUGUCAAGCUCCCGCAACCUAGAGCUACAGGUGGGUUAAGCUAUUUAUGCUUUUAGGGAUGCACUGAUCUGAUAAAUAUUGCAAAUAUUGUUUUGAACUGACUUUGAACUCUUUUCUUUGUGUGAUACAGACCAAGCUGUAUGAGCUAGAAGGCCAGGUGCGACGAGGUGCAGCAGAACGAGGAGUUGCAGAGCUGAAGAAGAAUGAGUUCCAAGAAGAAAUCCAGAGACAGAAGGAUCAGAUCAGCCACAUAGAAAGUCUUUACAAGAGACAGCUGGAAGGAGCCCAGAACACCUGCAGUCAAGAGAAGGUGCACACAGACACCACUGGUCGCUUUUACAUGUCCAAGUCUGCAUUGCAGUUCAUAAUAAACUCCCAUGGCAUCAUGGGAAAUAUGACAUCGCAACAUUGUAACAUGCCAACUGUAAAGCUACUGCAUUUAUUUGCUGUGUUUGUGCUUGUUUUUGUCAGGGGGUACUGCAGCAGAACAUAACCUCCAGCACCAAAACCCUUCAAGAACUCAAAGGUAUGUAUUAGAAAUCUAACUUAAUGUCUUACUGCAGAAACAUUUUUACUGAUAAUUCAUGGCAUUUGAUGUCUUGUGUAUGUAUGUCUGUACUGUAGGUCAGUUGAAUCAGCUGAAUGAUGAUCUGGUGAAGCUUCAGAAGGAGCUGCAGAGUUGCCAAGGGAACAUCAAAACCCUCAACAACAAACUCACAUAUGACAUGUAAGGCAACGAUUAACUACCCCCUACAGUUAAAUUUGACACGUCUAUUCAACUCGAAAUCAAGUUGAAUCUUGCAUUUUAUGUCUUGCAUUUUAGAUAUAUUAUAGCAUUUUAUGUUUUUAUUUAUGUAUGUGUACAUGUGUAGGACCCACUGUAACUCCCAGGUCCUGUCCCAGAAGGAGCUGUGUGAUGAGAGAGUGGCAGCAGCCAAACUUGAAGUUCAGAAGAAAAUGGAGAAGCUCAUUGCUGCUCCAGGUGUCUCACCUGUGAGUUGCCCUUUUUGUGUGGGGAUCUACAAAGCCGAAGGGUGUAAAUUCAGACUGCCACAAUAUACUGAUAAUGACCGUAACUCUACACCAAAUAAAAAAAAAGAUGUUAUGCUAAAAACAGGUAUAUUGUAAUAGGAUUGGAGAAAAGAGCCAGAGCAGACCAGCUUGUUUUGUAAACUCAAACAACAUCAGCUUUUUAAAGUCGGACCCACUUCUAAUCCUUGGUUCAUAUUCAUCCUUUACCCUCGCACAGCGCCAUAGAACUAAUAUGUGUUUGUGGGCUUUCCCAGAAGUUUGAAGUGCUCCAGGUUACUUGGAAAACAAAUUCCAUCGGAUUUUAGAUCAGUGCAAAAUAUAAGCUCUCUGGCGAAUAGAUAUUUAUGACAUUGUCAGAUUUUUAGCAGGAUAGUUGGUUUAAUCAAAGAGUACUUAGUCCAUUUUUAAGCUCAAAUGCAGACCGUAGACACAAAGAAAGAGUAUGUUGAGUGAAUGCUUUCUUAAUUUCUUCAAUAUGAAGGCAUAAAAAAUUCACAAGUCGGGGAUUUCUUCAAAUGAAUGAAGUUCUGCUAUAUAAUGUACAGAAAAUAUUGUCAGUAAUAGUCAUCCACAGAGUUUAUAUUUCAGUCAUUUAGAUGAUGAGAUAAGUACAAGGGAAAAACAGCGGCUUAUAAAAGGACUAGUUCCUGCAUCCUCUUUUGUAUAAAAUGAAUAGAUCUUUAUUUCUUGGCUGGCUUUGAGGCUUCUUUUGCAAUGAUGCUCCACUGCUUUUUUUUACUUUGAAUAAGAGGUUUUGUUGAUAUUUCCCCUACAACAGGAAAACGCAGUGGAUGGAGCGGUCCAGACUGGGUCUGAUGCAGUUAAGACAUCAACUGUUGUAAGCCAUACACCAACCCUCUCUCAGCCCAAAGCAAAGGAACCAGCUGAACUCCUAACCAAUGAGAUCGUGGUGGAAAAUGGUAAUAUACGCAGAUGGCUCAGUGGCUCAGUUUUACAUAAUGUUAAUGCAUGCGUAUAAAUAACAUGCAUGCAUCUAUGUACCUAUUGCCACAUAACUGUGUGCACACUUUCAUGUAUUUUUGUGUUGUGCAACUUCACAGGUCCAGAUUCUCCACUUGACCUGGCCCCAGCAAAGGACGUUACGGUACCCUCAGUGACUGCAGACAAGCAGGACAUUUUGUCACCACCAGAGGGGGCUGUUACAACAGAGGGGGGUGAGGCAGGGACCAGUAAACUUCUGAAGAAUAACUUGACAGAGGAUAAAGACAUGGAAGUGAUGGAUGCUCAUGAAGAGGGCCCUGCACAGACAGAGGGUAAAAAGAACUCCAUUUUCAUCUGUCAGAAACUAUAAAAAAAAAACACUUCAUGCUAAACUGUUCUGCACAUUCUUAAUGAUAAAGUUGAAAAAUUAAUUGAACGUUUCCUCCAGAAUCAGAUCCAGGGAUGGAAGGCAUGUUGCUUAGCCAGGUGAAGGCAGAUGAUUCUCCAGGCCAAAAACUGGACGAGCAAGAGGAGUAUGAAACAGAAGAUCAAGUCGUGGGUGAAGAUGAUUUGGAGAAACAACAGCAGGCAAAACGGGCUGAAAAUAUAGGUGUGUGUCCAAAAAGAUUAUCGAAAAGUGUGAAGAGUGUGACACCCAGAGAUUGAUCUUUACUGCACAAUACCUGUAAGUGAACUGUGUAAAAUAACCAUAUUGUGCGCUCUGACAGACAAGGACAUGGAGGAGGAAUUGGCUGACUACAAUGGUGAUGAUGAGAAUGAAGGCGAGUUUGAAGCAGACAAACAGGCUGAGCUUGCUCAAGUCUAAGGUACACCCUGAAAAUUGCAGUGUCUGCGCACACACACACACACACACACUCUCACUCACUUUCUCUUUCUUCAUGUAUUGUGUCAAGUGAAAGCAUUGUAAUCUUUUUUUUUUAACAUGUUAAGAUUGUGCUGAAACUCUCUUGCAGGGCUGGAGUUGGAGAAGGUGCCUGAACACCUCACAAUUUGAAAGCAGAACCGAUUGUUCAUCUCAGCGUACUAACAGGUUAAUGCAACCCUCCAAACUCAGCAGACACCUAAGAAACACAGAUGAAUAUUUACGCUAUGAAGGCUCCUGACAUUUUGGUAUGGGUUGUUUAUUUCAUUUGCAUUUGUAUCCUGGAACGUCCUCUCAUUUUUCAUCUUAAUUGCAUUUUGCACUAUUGAUUUGGCAUCUAUUUGAAAGAAUUUAAUUUGGGAUAUUAAGGUUAGAGUAGUAACGACUUGAAAUACAUUUCUUAACAUUCUGAAAGAUCUACAAAAAGAUGUAAAUGUACUUUGAAAACACAGACUCAUUUCUUUGUUCUCUCCUGAAAUGAUGGACACAACUUCAUCAAGACCUGACACCAACUUACUUGAAACCAAACAUUCAACAUCUCAGCAUUUAGUUAUGAAUUGGUUUAGGUCUUGGGAUUAGAUUUCUGUUUAUUCUGUAUUGACUGUGUUAGUUCAUGAUGGGGAUGUGCCGACCCUUGAAGGACUAUGAUGGCUGCAGCACAGGCCUCAUUCUUUCACAGGUUCUAAAGCAUUUCAGUAGAUACCUUGAGUUAUUCCUGUACAGAUCUCUCAUGAAAAGACAAUAAGUGUGGGUCGGUGGCUGGGAUGUUUUUUCUUUCUAAAAUGUCUGUCAGUGUACAUAAAAAGAUUUCCAAAUUAGCAGCAAAUUAAGCAAGUGUGCUAAAAUUGUAGUUAGAUCGUUUAGUGCAUUUGUGUCAUUUUGAUGUUAAAGCAAAUCAUUGGAGAAAACAGAAACAGCAACUUUGCAUGCACGCUAGAUAACAUGAAAAGAAAAAGUCAAACUGGCAGGCUAACCUUGGAGGCAAAUCAAGUAUGAAACUUUAACAGAUUAUGUACAAACUAUAUUAUCAUUUCCAAGUAAUGCUAAUAUAGUUUAUCCUAUGCCAAUCCCUUUAUUUGUCUCUGUAAUAUUUUAGUGGCAGCAAAACGUUGAUUCUCAGCCGUUCAAAGCAUCGGCUUUAUACAGCUGAUCAUUACUGCAGCGGAUCAUUUAAAGAGGAUUGGCGAAGAUGAGAGUUUGGCACACAGAGAUUAUAUCUAUGGUUAAACAUUUGUCUCUUUUUAAAGCAUGCUUUGGAAGUUUGGUAUGCACCAGUUUUCUCUGCUGUUAGUUACUUCUCAGUGAAGGUCAGAUGUACAGUCUUAUUACAUGUUUACUGAUUGUUCAUCUCUCCAGAGUUUUUGUGAAAUCUCUUUUUAGAUACUGUUUCUGUUCUACUACAUUCAGUUGGCAGCAUAUAUUGUGCAAAAGGCAGAGCGAGAGAGUCUGGGAGUUGCUGUAAUUUUGUGAAGGACAUCUCCUUAAAGCAAGAGCAGUGUGCUGUGCUUUAAGGCCUCUGCCAAUCUAGUUCAUGUGAUGUGCUAAAAUGUAUGAAUUUGUCCUCUUUGUUCUACUUAAAGCUGCACUAGACUGGCACUGUGCGGGGAAGUGCAGACCUUAACUAGUUUUAGGGAUCAAUAGAAACAAACAGUUGGUUUAAUUUUGUGGCAGGAUUUGUAGUUGCCUUGUAUUUUAUGUACAGGACAGAUGAUUUAUUUUAAUUCACAGGCAAUCUGUUAUAUGUAUGUAUGUUUAGUGUUAUUUGACAGAUUUUUUAGUUUGUUUUGUUUUAAUCUAUAAAUCUAUACAGCUGAUUUGCCAUCAACUGAAAACAGUGUGAAAAUUAACCAUGUGAAGUAAUUAUCUGUAUGGACUUCAAUGAUUUUCCUAUUUGAGCUUCAGUGAUGGAGUUACAUGGUGUACACCUGCCAGGUUCAUGUAAAGGUUCUUAUUUCAUUCCAGCAAAGACAUCACUGUGCAUAAAGCAAGUAAACUAUAAAAACAAAUGGAUAUUUUUGACUUUAACCAUGGGUCAGACAAGACGAUGUAGUACACUCCAUAUGUUUUUACGUAAUAUGGGCAAAUUUUUUUUUGCAUUGGAACUUUGAGGAAAAAAAGUUUGAGUGUGUUUUUGCUAAUGCUUGACCAUAUGUGUUUUUUAGACUUAAAUUCAAAGUCUCUGUAGGGGCUGACUUGAUCAGCUCCGAUUUCAACAACAGGCUCACAGUCUGAGCUCAUCUAUUUCUUAACUUAUUUUUUUUCCAUGCAGACCUGGUCUUAAAUAAAAAAACACAUGAAGAAUAUGAGUGCUCAUGGCAGGUUUGAUGACCACAUAGUUCUUUGAUUUUAAAAAGGGGCUGUUACAGUUUUAAACAACACCUCUGGAUGCCUGUAUGAAAAACAAUCUUGUUUCCUUUGGUUCAUCGUGAGGAAAAUGUUUUUGAGACUUUCUUUCCGUUCAAUGUAAUUUUAUUUCCAGUGCUGUGGCUGAUUGGUUGGUUCUGAUGAUGAAAAGUUUGAACAAAUUCUGCUUCUUGUUCGUCAGAGAGCUUCAGCUGUCUAUUUGUGUACAAUUUUUGGUGUAACUGUUGAGAAUUUUUUAUAUAAAUUUGAUUUAUUUUUCUGUUGAUUACAUGUGUUUGUAUUUUAUUAGAACUGCUGAAUUAAUUUGUGAAAAGAUCAAAUAAUCAUAGGCUUCAUUGAUGACGGAUAAUAAAAAAUGUGUUUUUAUUACCACUAUCAA
This is a messenger RNA of Xyrichtys novacula (pearly razorfish), 6830 nucleotides long. Lineage: Eukaryota; Metazoa; Chordata; Actinopteri; Labriformes; Labridae. The record is from the annotation of a GenBank genome assembly.